UCUCAUGAACAUAUCGUCCGCUAGGCUUCAGGAUGACCUAUGUUGAGCAAGUCAAGCGAACAUUCCUCUCGCAGCCUCAAUUCGCUGUCGUCGGCGCAUCAAAGGACCAGUCAAAAUGGGGAACCAAGGUUCUGAAAUGGUAUAAAGACCGCGGCAAGCGGGUUACGCCUGUGCACCCUAGAGAGCCGGAGUUGGAGGACCUCCCAACAGUGAAGUCACUGUCCGACCUAUCUGUUCCUCAAGAGACUGCUGUCAGCGUCAUUACUGCUCCGCCAAUCACCAUUGGCCUUUUGAAAGAGGCGAAGGCCCUUUCUAUCCCAGCGCUCUGGCUUCAGCCAGGCACCCAUGAUGACACGGUUGUCUCGUUUAUACGGGAUAAUAACAUGGAGGACAAGGUGAUUUAUGGAGGGCCGUGUAUCCUCGUAGAGGGGGAUGGAAUCCUCAAGAGCAUGCUGUAAAUUACGAACUACGAUUUCGAUACAAUGUCACGGAUCACGCGUGCUCAGAUGACUGCAUCAAGCCAUUGGACCGCUCAAGAGGAAAUUCCGACAUGCAGAUAUGUGAUCAGUACGAGGGCGGGCAUCCACCGAAGCAAAGGGAAUCCAUUCACCACCAGGUUCCGUGCAGAUGAUAAUGCGGAUGCUACAUAUCCGUUCAGGCCAUAGUCUUCAAGACACCAUCUCCGUCUCUCAAAAUGCAUGGGCCGC
This is a messenger RNA of Gloeophyllum trabeum ATCC 11539, 707 nucleotides long. RefSeq names its product NAD P-binding protein. The transcript is spliced from 5 exons. The record is from RefSeq and is a predicted model, not a curated record. Lineage: Eukaryota; Fungi; Basidiomycota; Agaricomycetes; Gloeophyllales; Gloeophyllaceae. Bases 33 to 458 code for a protein of 141 amino acids.